Prionailurus viverrinus (fishing cat) is the source of this 3773-nucleotide messenger RNA. RefSeq names its product cyclin dependent kinase 17 (gene CDK17). The transcript has 17 exons. NCBI's taxonomy places the organism in Eukaryota, Metazoa, Chordata, Mammalia, Carnivora, Felidae. The record is from RefSeq and is a predicted model, not a curated record. Gene Ontology annotation, molecular function: protein kinase activity; ATP binding. Gene Ontology annotation, biological process: protein phosphorylation. The coding region runs from base 152 to 1693 and encodes 513 amino acids. Gene Ontology annotation, cellular component: cytoplasm; nucleus.
CCUCGGAGGCGCCUCGGGUCCGCCAGCCGCUGGGACCCGGACCUGCAUCCGGUCGCCGCGGGCGUCGGCAGAGCAGCUCACGCUCCGCGCCUCGCUUCGCGACGCGGCCCCCGCACUUGCUGGAAUUUUCAAGUCACAUUCAGUUGAUAGGAUGAAAAAAUUCAAGAGAAGGCUAUCCCUCACUCUUCGAGGAAGCCAAACUAUUGAUGAAUCAUUGUCUGAAUUGGCGGAACAAAUGACUAUUGAAGAAAAUAGCAGCAAGGAUAAUGAGCCUAUUGUGAAGAAUGGCAGGCCUCCAACCUCUCACAGUAUGCAUUCCUUCCUCCACCAGUACACAGGAUCCUUCAAGAAGCCCCCGUUGCGGAGACCACAUAGUGUUAUCGGAGGAAGCCUUGGAUCCUUCAUGGCAAUGCCCAGAAAUGGAAGCCGACUAGAUAUUGUUCAUGAAAAUCUAAAAAUGGGAUCAGAUGGUGAGAGUGACCAAGCUUCUGGGACAUCAUCUGAUGAAGUACAGUCACCUACGGGUGUUUGUCUUAGAAAUCGUAUACAUAGACGGAUCUCAAUGGAGGAUUUAAAUAAACGGUUAUCAUUGCCUGCAGAUAUCAGAAUACCUGAUGGGUAUCUUGAAAAGUUGCAGAUAAACAGUCCACCAUUUGAUCAACCAAUGAGCCGAAGGUCUCGUAGAGCUUCUUUAUCAGAAAUUGGGUUUGGAAAAAUGGAAACCUAUAUCAAAUUGGAAAAACUUGGAGAGGGUACAUAUGCAACAGUAUAUAAAGGAAGAAGUAAAUUGACAGAGAAUUUGGUGGCGUUAAAAGAGAUCCGGUUGGAACAUGAAGAAGGUGCACCCUGCACAGCUAUAAGAGAAGUUUCACUAUUAAAGGAUCUAAAACAUGCAAAUAUAGUAACCUUACAUGACAUUGUUCACACAGAUAAAUCUUUGACUCUGGUAUUUGAAUAUCUGGAUAAAGAUCUAAAACAGUACAUGGAUGACUGUGGAAACAUCAUGAGUAUGCACAAUGUAAAGCUGUUUUUGUACCAAAUUCUACGUGGUUUGGCAUAUUGCCACAGAAGAAAGGUAUUGCACCGAGACUUGAAACCACAGAACCUACUCAUUAAUGAAAAAGGAGAAUUAAAGCUAGCAGAUUUUGGGCUAGCCAGAGCCAAGUCAGUUCCCACAAAGACCUACUCAAAUGAAGUCGUCACACUGUGGUACCGGCCGCCUGAUGUGCUUCUUGGUUCCUCAGAGUACUCAACACAGAUUGACAUGUGGGGUGUUGGUUGCAUUUUCUUUGAAAUGGCUUCUGGAAGACCUCUAUUUCCAGGAUCAACUGUGGAAGAUGAACUGCACUUAAUUUUCCGACUGCUAGGAACACCAUCUCAGGAAACUUGGCCGGGUGUUUCUUCAAAUGAUGAGUUCAAGAACUACAACUUUCCAAAAUACAAACCACAGCCUCUCAUUAACCAUGCACCCAGGUUAGACUCUGAAGGAAUCGAGUUGAUAACAAAAUUUCUUCAGUACGAAUCUAAGAAACGGGUUUCAGCAGAAGAGGCCAUGAAGCAUGUGUACUUUCGAAGUCUGGGACCAAGAAUACAUACUUUACCUGAAAGUGUAUCAAUAUUCAGUUUGAAAGAGAUUCAGUUGCAAAAGGACCCGGGUUUUCGAAAUUCUUCUUAUCCAGAGACAGCUCAGUAAUUCUUCAGAGAGAAAUCUGACUCAGUCAAGUCAGGGAUCCUGAAAGCUGCAGAUGGCACAAAGACCUUUUACAAGUGGCCUGGCUUGAUCACUGCACACGCCAUUCCUGGUACCUGAGGCAGAAGACACAUCUUAUGCUUCCCUAGUCAUCAGGUUCAUCACUUCGAAGCAUAGAAGCUGUAGACUGACCCCAUCAACAAAAGGGUCAUUUCAGACAGUGCUGAUCACUCUUACGUGGAAGAUUAGUUUUUGCUGGUGGGAACAUUAGCUUCCUAGAGUCACCAAAUACUGUAUGUGGGAUAAAACUGAACCUUGAACUGCCUCAUAAAAUGACUUUAUAUUUUAGGACAUGGGAAGAACAGAAGACAGAGCAUGCUCUUUUAAGUCUGAUAACAUGGUUUCAAGCCCAGCCCCCAGCCUUUCUUACCAAUCAAGGACUCAGAUCUGAAGGCAAUUAUUUCUUUUGGUGGACUUGGAAUCUCCGUUUGUCUACACUGUCCUCUUCACAGUGGAGUCUUUUUAUUUCAGACCUACAGAUUGUUUUUAUAUUUGUUGUCACAGUGUGACAAUUUUUUUGUACAGUUGGUUUUAAGGUCUUCUCUGCCAUUAGAGCCAGUAGGUUACAGCUAUUGAUGUAACUGUAGCUGCAAUUUUUGUGCAGGACUGAGAAACACAGUGCAUUAUUUAUUGCGGAAUCAUUGCUGCUAAAUAACUACUGUCUGUUUAUUUAACACAACAGUUAAAUGCCUGAAGAAGUUGCAGUGGCUUUAUUAGAUGUGAAUGCAUCUGUUUCUCCCCAUGAAUUGUUUUACUGCUGCAUUUCUUGUUUGUUUUUAAAAUUAAACUGCAGUGUUUCCUGGAAUGUAAGUUUAGCUUCGCUUAACAGUAAAAUAAGUGAGCCAUCUUGAACACUCUAAGUUCAUGCUGUAUAAUCUUUCAUUGAACAUCAGCAAAUAGAGUAGCUAAAAAAUUGAUGAGUACAUCAUGUUUAGGAAAGCAUGUGAUGCAGAGGUUGAUUCAAGCAAGUGAAUACCUGACAUGGGGAUCUCACAUUAGAUACCAGUAAUUUAAAGCACCAAAAUUAUUUAUUUUUACCUUGCCUCAUUUUAGACAUAUUUACUGCAUAUUAUUGGAUAUGUGUAUACUAAUACACUUACCUAUUUUACAUUGUGCUUUACUUUAGUUAAAACUAAACCAUACAAGUCCAGUGAAAUAUGUGAGGUCUUGUUUUCAUUUUAAAUACAGUUCUUUUAUUAGAAAGGAUGAUACUUUUGGGGGGAGCCAUUUAUUUCAUUUGGGGGCUGUCUAUAUGCGUGUGUUUUAAUAACAUUCACUUGGAAUCAGCUAAAAGCUGUAAUAUGUCUUUGAAAUGAGCCAUGAUAAAUACAAAUGACAGAAAGGAGAACUGAGGAUUGUUUUAAAGCAUUGUAGGUAUUAAUGUGUUUAUCAGAGAUAGUAAAUAUUACAGUUUUAAUUAUGCAUCUCUUUGAACAUCAUAAACACUCCUUGGUGUUGGUAAGUGUUUUAAGCAUUUGUGUUAACUUUUAAGGACUAUUUGUUUAGUGCAUCUUACAAACUACAAAUCUUAAUUGGUAUAUUUUGAAAUGGUCAUGUAAAUUUUUGGCUUAUAUAUCAUGAAAAUAAUCAUAACUUAAUUUUUUUCCUGAUAUUCACUGUAAAACAUUCAGGGGUCCUACCAUUUCUGUUCAGGAAAUCUUGUAGUUUAUUGUUAUUUAACAGUAUUAAGUGAAUUUUUGUAUAUUUCAUUUUAACUUUAUUUGUGAAUAGUGAUUGUGGCAUGUUUGGGUGUUAUUUUAAUAUUUCAUGAGACAGAAAUUUUAAUUUUUAAAAAAAAUUUUCUGGAAGAAACAGAUUCAUGUGUAAUGGUGAAUAUUGGACCACUACUGCUUUUCACAUUUGUAAAUUGGUUUUAUGUUAAACCCUGUAGCCUAACAAACUGCUGUUAUUUCUAACUGACAGACAUGUAUUAAUAUUGUACUUUGAAGGUUAUAAAUAUUAUGUGGAAAUUCCUCCAUUUUGUUUUGAAAUUUAUAAUAACAAGAUCUUCAUGUUGUUAAAA